UUUGAUUUUGCGUAGUAAUGCAUCAUUAUUAUCGAUGCAGGUCUCUGCUGAUAAGAGGUCUGACACUGAGACAGAAAGUACAGUUCAUUUAGAUAAAGCUGGGAAGACAUCUGCAAAGAAGAAGAAAAACACUGCACUUCUAAGACCUGUGAUCUGCAUUUGUAAUGAUCUAUAUGCACCUGCUUUGAGACCACUGCGUCAAGUGGCCAAGGUUCAUGUAUUUGUACAGCCAACAGUCAAUCGCAUCGUAAGCAGGCUUAAAUAUAUAUGCAACAAGGAAGGAAUGAGGACAAGUUCUGUUGCACUUACUGCCCUUGCUGAAUACACUGAAUGUGACAUACGGUCGUGCUUGAACACUCUUCAGUUUCUCAACAAAAAGAAGGAGAUGCUCAAUGUGUUGGACAUCAGUUCUCAGGUGAUUGGUAGGAAGGAUACAUCAAAAAGUGUUUUUGACAUAUGGAAAGAGAUCUUUCAGAAGAGAAGAUUGAAGGGAGUAAGAAAGUCAAUCGAUGGCUGCAAAGGCAAGAUUAAUGAGUUUGAAUCUUUGCAUUCUCUGAUUUCUAAUUGUGGCAGCUAUGAUUUGAUAUUAGAUGGGAUCUAUGAGAACAUCCUGCAAUUAAAUUAUCAUGAUCCUGUGAUGAGAAAAACUGUCACAUGCUUACACAGUCUCGAGACUUCUGAUAUUCUUCAUCAGUAUGUUAUGCGCACACAAAAAAUGUCUCUUCAAGUUUAUCAGCCUGCCAUUGGAAUUGCUAUACACGGUGUGGUAUCUCAAGUAGAAAAACCUAAUAUUCAAUGGCCAAAAUCUUUUCAUAGAUACCGUACGACACUCAUUGAAAAAGUGGAGGCAUUGCACACAUGGCACAACAAAAUAUCACCAUGCAUUUCAAGACACAUAUCUACUAAAUCCUUCGUUGAAGAUUUGGUUUCCCCAUUGCUGCAUAUUUUGUCACCGCCAACUCUAAGGCCGGUGGCUUUGCAUUUAUUGUCAGAAAAAGAUAAGAAUGAGAUGGCCCAGUUGGUGAAGACAAUGGUGUCAUAUGCCAUAUCAUUUAGGAACAAAAAAGUUGACCCAUUACCUGGUAAACUGAAAUAUGAAGUUGCAACAGAAGCUCCAGUUCUUUCAUUUGAUCCCCCGAUUGGUGACUUUGUAAACUUUGAGGGCUACAGUAGUAAUUAUUUUAUUCUUGCCUCAGCUGUGAAGCAGGUUCUAUCUCAUGAGGUCGAAAAGCAAAAGAUACUACAAAGCAGCAUUAACAAAUCAAAGCACGAGUAUGAUAUCUCUGAUGGGAAAAAAACGCAUUCUACUGGAAAUGAGAAAUUGAAUAAACUUGACCGUGCACUGGAAAAUGCCAAGGGUACGGGCAACUUAAAAAGUCUCCCUGACCUCAAACAGCGUGAAAUACGUACUCCCACCAAUACUAUGGUCUCUGUUUCAGCAUCUGGAAAAAGUGAGACAUCAUCCAGUGAGAUAUUGAAAACCUCAGAAACUACAAAGAAGCGGAAAAACGGCUCUUUCAACUUCUUUGACAGGUUUAAAAGAGUGAGCGCCAAUGGUUCUCAAAUAACUGAACCUGUGAAAAAAGUUCCGGCGACGUCAGAGAGAGAUUCACGUCCAGUCCUAUUCAAGUACAACGAGGGGUUCACAAAUGCAGUUAAAAGGCCAGUUCGUAUGCAUGAAUUCUUUUUGCGACAUUGACAUCAAGGUUUUGCAUGUUUUUAUCUUCUUACGUUUAACAUCACUCUGAUGUUUUUUUGUUCGACGCAAAUUAUAUAGAAAUUUGUUUGUAGAUACGGUUAGUGUCAACAUAGUCGUUGUAAGUAAUUUAAAUAUUAUGAAUCUGCAAUGAUCACUUCGUGUU
Messenger RNA from Erigeron canadensis, 1862 nucleotides. RefSeq names its product chromosome transmission fidelity protein 18 homolog. NCBI's taxonomy places the organism in Eukaryota, Viridiplantae, Streptophyta, Magnoliopsida, Asterales, Asteraceae. The record is from RefSeq and is a predicted model, not a curated record. Bases 35 to 1699 code for a protein of 554 amino acids. The transcript is spliced from 16 exons.